UCUAUUGACCUUUUCUAGAAUGUGGGGAUGUGAGGAAAGAGCUGCGGGGUAAAAUAUCAUUGACUGAUAGGUGCCUAGUAUUCAUUUUCUUUUACUUUCAUCUUCACUUACUUUCAUCUCCCCUUUGCAUAGUGGAUAGUAUAGAAAUAUCUACCUCUGAUACAUAUUCACAUAAUUUUACCUCCAGGUUUCCAUCUAAAACCACAAACCGUAUGUCGUUUAAUGUUUAGCCUUGUAGUCAUACUUCCGCUGCGGGUUCCCUCACCACUCUGGGAUUCUCCGACUAAAACUUGGAAUUAGACCGCGAAUAUACAACACCAUACACAGCAACACAUUCAAAGCUAGAGAUGGAGCCCUACGAAUCAAUCAAAGGCGAAAUGCUCGUCCGAGCAAUGGACGACGAGAACAUCAAUCUAGAACAUUUCAGAAGACUUUACAGAAGUGUGAAAAAGACGAUUGAUGAGAUUGCAAAGGAAAAAAACGAAACGCAGAAGUUGGAGGCGGUCGAGAAGUUGGUAUAUGAGAGUUUUUGUAAGUUUUGGUUGUCUGAUGGUGAGAUUGAAAUGGCAUCGUGUUAAUGCAUAGUAGGGGAUGAUGGGAAGUUUGGUCGAGGAUUUGAAACUGCUGCAACAGAUGUCUCGGAUUCUACCCCGGAAAUUGUGCCUGCGAUGACGAAUGCCGCUGCGAGUAGCUCGACCCAAGCUUCUCCUGAACCAUCUACGAAUCUGAAUGGAAUUGCCGAACCUCCUGUCCUUCAAGCAUCCAUCCCCUUGGAUGGAAAUAUACAACCUGCUAUAAGCGGUCUACUUUCACCAGGGAACGAAGAGGCUAUGUGCACUUAUGCCUUCGAUUUUAACGAACGAUGUAUCCCAUACGAAAUCCGCUCUGUCUUUGGCCAUGAAAGCAUGGCCGAGACAGGCACACUAUUGGAUGUCGAGCUUAAAUAUGUCAUCGGAUCCGACAAACAUAUCUUCAUUGUGAUGCCGCGGGACCCUGAAAAUUUCAGAGAGAAUCCAAUAAUAGGUCGUCAAAUACUUCAAGAUGCACAUGCAUUUCUUGUAUACUGGCACUGGUUCGUGACAAAGUAUGCUCCAAUAGAGAUGGUGAUGAUAGCAGAAUAUUGGUUGAAGCCAGGUCAUUCCACUCUCUGGGAAUAUCACCGCGCAGUUCUUGCUGGGCAGGUCCCCAAAUUUGACAUGGCUGCGCAUAAGCGUGCCCUUUCAUAUCGCGCUGUCGAUGCUCAAACGAUCAAGAAGAGAGAUCUCUAG
Messenger RNA from Sclerotinia trifoliorum, 1268 nucleotides. The record is from the annotation of a GenBank genome assembly. Lineage: Eukaryota; Fungi; Ascomycota; Leotiomycetes; Helotiales; Sclerotiniaceae.